CAGCCAGAUGGUCAGAUGCCCAGUGACAAAACCAUAGGAGGUGGAGAUGAUUCUUUUAAUACAUUUUUUAGUGAAACCGGUGCUGGCAAGCAUGUACCUAGAGCUGUUUUUGUGGACCUUGAGCCAACUGUUGUGGAUGAGGUGCGUACAGGUACUUACAGACAAUUAUUUCAUCCUGAGCAACUCAUCACUGGAAAAGAAGAUGCUGCUAACAAUUAUGCUAGAGGCCAUUAUACUAUAGGAAAAGAGAUUGUUGAUCUAGUGCUGGAUCGCAUUCGAAAAUUGGCUGACCUGUGUACUGGUCUACAGGGUUUCCUUAUUUUCCAUAGUUUUGGCGGAGGUACUGGCUCUGGAUUUGCAUCUUUGCUAAUGGAAAGACUGUCAGUUGACUAUGGGAAAAAAUCCAAACUGGAAUUUGCAAUAUACCCAGCUCCACAAGUAUCUACUGCUGUGGUGGAGCCUUACAAUUCUAUCCUUACUACACAUACCACAUUGGAACAUUCUGACUGUGCAUUCAUGGUGGAUAAUGAAGCUAUUUAUGAUAUAUGUCGACGCAAUCUUGACAUCGAACGUCCAACUUACACCAACCUCAAUCGUCUCAUUGGUCAAAUUGUAUCUUCUAUCACAGCUUCACUACGUUUUGAUGGUGCUCUGAAUGUAGAUUUGACAGAAUUUCAAACAAAUCUUGUUCCUUACCCACGAAUCCAUUUCCCCUUGGCAACGUAUGCUCCUGUCAUUUCAGCUGAAAAGGCAUACCAUGAGCAGUUGUCAGUGGCAGAAAUUACUAAUGCUUGUUUUGAGCCAGCUAAUCAGAUGGUAAAAUGUGACCCUCGCCAUGGUAAAUAUAUGGCAUGUUGUAUGCUGUACAGAGGUGAUGUUGUGCCAAAAGAUGUCAAUGCAGCUAUUGCAACAAUCAAGACAAAACGUACUAUUCAGUUUGUGGAUUGGUGUCCAACUGGGUUCAAGGUGGGCAUUAAUUAUCAGCCACCCACUGUGGUACCAGGAGGAGAUUUGGCCAAGGUGCAACGUGCUGUAUGUAUGCUGAGUAACACUACUGCAAUUGCAGAAGCUUGGGCUCGCCUUGAUCAUAAAUUUGAUUUGAUGUAUGCUAAGAGAGCCUUUGUGCAUUGGUAUGUAGGGGAAGGAAUGGAAGAAGGAGAAUUUUCUGAAGCCCGAGAGGAUCUGGCUGCACUUGAAAAAGAUUAUGAAGAAGUUGGUGUUGAUUCUGUGGAAGCUGAAGCUGAAGAAGGAGAAGAAUAUUAAGCUAUGUCAGAUG
Molecule: messenger RNA, 1276 nt
Organism: Protobothrops mucrosquamatus (brown spotted pit viper)
Lineage: Eukaryota; Metazoa; Chordata; Lepidosauria; Squamata; Viperidae
Product: tubulin alpha-3 chain
Exons: 4
Coding region: 16-1263 (415 amino acids)
Biological process (GO): mitotic cell cycle; microtubule cytoskeleton organization
Cellular component (GO): cytoplasm; microtubule
Molecular function (GO): structural constituent of cytoskeleton; GTP binding
Source: RefSeq, a predicted model, not a curated record